Pelagomonas calceolata is the source of this 804-nucleotide messenger RNA. The record is from the annotation of a GenBank genome assembly. Lineage: Eukaryota; Pelagophyceae; Pelagomonadales; Pelagomonadaceae.
AAAAACGCAAGCUGGCAAGGCUGGGUGCUGGCGCGCAAUACGUCCAGCAUUGCUCGUCAAAAUGCGACGACCAACCGCAUUACUGGUCAUCGGCGGCGCCGUCGCGCUCGUGCCGCGCGCCACGCCGGCGAGGCCGCGGACCAGGCUGCAGGCCUCCCUCGACAGCUUCCUGGCCGACCGGAGCGCCGCCAAGCUGUUCUACGACGGUGUGACGGACGGCGCGCUCAAGAGUUACGCUGGCGACGCGUUGCCGGACAACUCGCUCGACGACCAGAAGAAGAUUUCCGCGCUCGUCGACUACAUGCACACCGAGUUGAUGAAGAAGUCCAUGAUGGCCGACUACACCGAUGAAGCGGCGCCGCUCGGCGAUGAAUUUGACGACUUCAUCGAAGAGGGCCGGAAGAUGCUGGCCAUUUCCCACUCGAGAGUUUGUGGCGGUUCUGAUGAAGUGGCAGUGUCGGAGACGGUGUGGCCCGCUUUGGCUGAACUAUUUAAAGAUGAAAAAGAAGAUAGUGGUAUUCUUUGUUUGUUGCCCGAUUUCAAUUCAGACCCUGCUACUUUCUUAGAUCAGGAGGUCGUCGAGCCGUUGUCGCAGAUGGGCUUCGGGGAUCGCCUCGAGGCGUGCGUCUACGCGAAGAAGGACGGCGCGCCGCACAAUUCGUUUCGCAUCAUCGUGUCGCCCUCGGCCGUGCCGGCGGACGCGCCGAACAAAUCCGACGACAAGGACACGAUGAGCGCGGCCGACGCCGCGGACGAGGAAGCCGGUAGGAGCGGGGAAGGGAAAGUAAUCUAAGUUAACAUACA